AUGGCUCGUGUUGCGAAAAUGCCGCUGUCAAAACAGCAUGGGUCGUCGAAUCUUCGAUACGCACGUUCCGUUCGUAGCCAAGGUAUAGCGAAGAAGUUUAGUACGAAGGCAAGGAAGUGCGGCUCGUGCAUUCCAAGUUUGCAAGCGCCUAGUGACAUCGACCUCAAGCCACACGUGCCCUUAAACCUAUCAAAUGGCGCACUUACUCAAGAGCACAUCUACGAUCUCAAAUCCUCGGGAGACAUGUUGUUGCCAUACCGGAAGAAAAUGUCACUGGAAUAA
Messenger RNA from Parastagonospora nodorum SN15, 282 nucleotides. RefSeq lists its product as hypothetical. Bases 1 to 282 code for a protein of 93 amino acids. The record is from RefSeq and is a predicted model, not a curated record. The transcript is spliced from 3 exons. NCBI's taxonomy places the organism in Eukaryota, Fungi, Ascomycota, Dothideomycetes, Pleosporales, Phaeosphaeriaceae.